CUGCGCGGCCCAGGGGGAGGGCCCGGGGAGUGGACGUCGCCCCUGCCCGCCUCCCGCCGCCCCCCGCCCGCAGGCUCUCGAGCCUCAGUCGGCGCUGAGCAUCCCGCUGUCCCGGACCCUCCCGCGGGCGCGCACCGGGCUCAACUCAGGCUCAGGACUGCAGGUGGCCAUCUUCACUGCCCAGAAGUCGUUGUGUGUGGACAGGACAGCCUCCUUGGAAAGUCGGCCACACCAGAGUUGUGCCUCGGCAUGGGCCUUGCCACUGAGGCAGCUCCGCUGUCUGCGCUGGCCUGAGGGCGCUGCCUGUCAUGGGGGCAGCCAUCUCCCAGGGGGCUCUCAUUGCCAUAGUCUGCAAUGGCCUGGUAGGCUUCCUGCUGCUGCUGCUCUGGGUCAUUCUCUGCUGGGCCUGCCACUCUCGCUCUGCUGACGUCGACUCUCUCUCAGAAUCCAGUCCCAACUCCAGCCCUGGCCCCUGUCCUGAGAAGGCGCCGCCGCCCCAGAAGCCAAGCCAUGAAGGCAGCUACCUGCUGCAGCCCUGAAGGCCCCUGGCCUGGCCUGGAGUCCUGGACCUGAGAAUACCUGAGUCAGAGCCUGGAAUCGAUCCCUGCAUUCAGUCUGCCUGGGGUCCAGAAUUUAGAUCCAGUUGGUUUGAAGCUGGACCCAGCAGCCUAGAGUGUAACCAGCCUGGCUCCAAGAGAGGCCUGAGUAGCCCUGGAGAGAUGGGCCUGGAGUGGGGGGUUAGGAGUUGGUGCUAGGGCCAGGACCGUCUGGACUCUGCUUCAUCCCAAGGGCCAAGGGCUGAGUUCACACCUUUCCUAGGCUCAGCACCUCUGGGCUCGCUUGGCUGGGGAAGCAAACCGAAGCUCAUGGCAGUAACAGGAGGGCGUCCAGGCUGGGCCCCUUCUCUGGCCCUCCCACUGUUUGCUGGAGAAUAAAUGGAACGAUGGCUGAC
Molecule: messenger RNA, 952 nt
Organism: Rattus norvegicus (Norway rat)
Lineage: Eukaryota; Metazoa; Chordata; Mammalia; Rodentia; Muridae
Gene: Enho
Product: energy homeostasis associated
Exons: 2
Coding region: 309-539 (76 amino acids)
Biological process (GO): signal transduction; energy homeostasis
Cellular component (GO): extracellular region; plasma membrane
Molecular function (GO): hormone activity
Source: RefSeq, marked validated